Messenger RNA from Callorhinus ursinus (northern fur seal), 1250 nucleotides. The record is from RefSeq and is a predicted model, not a curated record. NCBI's taxonomy places the organism in Eukaryota, Metazoa, Chordata, Mammalia, Carnivora, Otariidae.
UUUCUCUCCUGCAAUGUUGAGACAACUAGCUGGGAGGAUCUGGAUGGGUACCAGUAAUAACGGAAUGGAAAACAGCUAAGCUGGUUUCUUAGGGACCGUGUUGUCCAGCCCACUUAUUAUACAGAUAGGGAAACUGAGGCCCCAAAAAGUCACUUAACAGUCCAAGGUCACAAGAACUCAAGUCUACAGUAGAUGAGGCUGGGGACUGGCAUUCCAGAUGCUGCAGAAACACUGACUUAGGGCACUUGCCCAGUAGCCUCCAAGAAGCCCUCUAACGCAAGCGGCCGUGCCUCCAGGUAGACAUCCACUUCCUCUGGGCCCACACUCCUUGCCCAGGGUGCUUCCUUUUCCAGGUAAUGAAAAGCCAGAUACUUCCCUCAACUCAGAGGAAUAGGGCCCUUCUGCUUCAGCUGCAGGUAUCACUUUAGCCUCCAGCCCCAGCCUAGAACACGCGGCUACUGGCACCAUGAAGUUCAGCCCGUUCCUUGUCCUCUGUGUCCUCCUCUGCCUGGUGGGCAUCGCCAGCUCAGCCCAUCUCAAGCAAGAGGUUCCCUGGGAGCUGUCCCAAGCCCUGCCUGCCGUGUGUCAGCUCCCUCCAGCGAGGGGCCCCUGCAGAGGCGUCUUCUCCCGGUACUUCUACAACGACACGUCCAGUGAGUGUGAGCACUUUGCCUACGGUGGCUGUCAGGGCAAUGCCAACAAUUUCGAGACCACGGAGAUCUGUUUGAGGAUCUGCAAGCACCCUGGUGAGUCCUCUUAUAGAAACAGGAGAAGCAACGCUGGCGAUCGGGUGGUGGUGGUCGUGGGAAGGGAGACAGCAUGGUGGAGGAUGAUGGUGGGGUCAUACCAUGGUAAUAUUACUAUGAGAGGCGAUGGGGAUGGGAAUAAUCAGAUGCGCCACCAAGAGGUGCCAGUGUGUUUGGUAAUGGGGGUGCUGGGGUGGAGGCAGCGAGGCUGUGGUUGACGGCAGUUUCGAUGGUGAAGAUGAAAGCAGUAUUGGUGAGUAGUGAGGCUUUUCUCUAAGUGGUGGUGCUGGCCAAGCGGAAGUUACCAGUGUAACCUUCACGGGGGGCGAUGGUGUUGACAGAAGUGAGGAAGGUGUUGGUGGCAGUGAUCAAGGUGGGAGAGGUGAGGAGGCCUCCGGUAUGGUGGCUGUUGAAGGGGGUGGGUAAGGAGUCUAGCUGAUGGCUCUGGCCCGAGGCCACCUAUAUGCCAGCCAGGAAGGAAACUGUCAUCUCUGUUACAGAGAC